CUCUGCAAAUAGCAGUACGUAUCCAUUGCCGGCAAACUUCCGUCAUUCACCAUUCACCAAAGUACGGCCAGUGAGGGCUAUUGAACUAUUGUAUGCGAAGCAAAAGUAUUGGAAACGGAAAUUUGCAAACAUAAUUCGAAAAUAUGAAUUUAAUUAUUGUCGCCAUUGUGCUACUAAUGGCCCACAAGGAAUACAUGGCAAGCCCAACACCAUUAAAAUUACCAGGACACACACAAAAGCUGUCACCCUAUAUACGGCAUUGGGAGGCGGCGGAUUUCGAUCGUUCGCACUUGCAUGCGGCACAUCAAAAACACAUCGAACAGAAACGUCAUCGUCGAAAAAGAGCGCUGAAUUCGGUCGAAUUCGGGCCAGUGCACACAAUCAGACUGAAUUUCUUUGCUCAUGACAGAGAAUUUCGCAUGGUUCUCCAGCAGAAUCCACUGUCGGUAUUUGCGGGUGAUGUAGAAAUCGAAAGUACGCACGGACCGGUGGAUUAUGACAUUUCGAGAAUAUACACCGGCACACUAGAGGGUGAUGAGAACUCGCAUGUACAUGCCAUUCUCACCAGCGACAAUCUGCUCGAUGGCACCAUCGAAACGGCCGCCGAGCACUACUAUGUGGAGCCGGCGCAACGUUACUCCAGCGAGCUGCCCGCAACGGGUGUGCACAGUGUCAUUUACAAAGUCAGCGAUGUGCAAAUGCGCAAGUCGGCGGCAGCUGAGCACUGCGCCAGCGAACGACUGCGACGCGACAUGCUGUUGAACGAUCUGAAGCGACGGAAAGCGGCCACAAGCGAAGCGGAAGCGUCAAAGUCGUUGGAGCGGCACAAACGUUGGCUGCCGGAUGAGUUGGCCGCAUCCACCGAUGACCAUCAAAAUCCGCCGCUGCCAUUGGACUUGGACGUGCCCUACAAUGACGACUUCAGCAUUUAUGCGGGAGGCGGUAGUCGGGGACGGUUUCGGGAGCGGGAGCAAGUGAAGAACCGCGAACGGGAUCCAGGUCGAGACCGAGAUCGUGAACGAGAAGAGAUCACUACAACGAAAAGUUUGAUUAACAACAAUAACAAUAACCAAGAGUAUAACUUUAAUAGGGAACAGCAACGAAAUAGAUAUCAACAAUCGGCGACGACGUCCACCACUACAACAACAACAACGUGGCGUAAUGCCGUCGCUGUCGAUAGAGAAACAACCGACCGAUAUGGCGAUUUGCUGCGCAAUGUGAACAGUGCCAACAACGAUAAUAACAGUAAUAACAACAACAACAAUACUAGAAGCAGCAACUUUCAUGUUCCGUCCCUCAUUGUUGCGAAUGCGUCCACAAUUGGUGGUGGUGCCGGUGGUGGUGUGCAGAAUCGCAAUAUCCUGGUGAACAAUUACAAUCCUGGCAAUAGUUAUAGCAAUAGCAACACUAACUACAAUAACAAUAAUAAUAAUAAUAAUAACAACAACAACAACAAUAACAAUGGCUUGCGCAAAACCUAUGCAAAGCACAAGAAUAUCAUUGUUAGCACUUACAGCAAUAAAAACAACAACAAUAAUAAUAAUAAUAACAAUAGCAACAGCAACAGCAACAAUAAUCGUUCGUAUCCAUAUGAUUUUGUCAUCAAUGGCGGUGGCAGCAACAGCAACAACAACGCGAACAACAAUAAUGGCGUCAAUUAUAAUUACAAUGACAACAACAACAUUAACAAUCGUUUCGACACAAACAAUUUCUUUCAAACGAAUUGGUCCACCAUGUUCACCAACAACAACAACGAUCGUCCCAGUCAUAAGACACACGUCGAGAUCAUAACCAAGAAUGGCGCCACAAAGAAACCGAAUAUCAUUGUGAACAACUAUAAUCCAGAUAUAAUGCUUGUGCCAAAUCCACAAAAUCCACACUUCAACAGCAUGUUGAUGACAAAUUUGCUAAGUGGGCGUGGUCGUGAUGCCGCGUACGAGACAAAUUCGAAAGAUAGCGCACAGUCCAUGUACGAUCGCAAGAUCACUUGUAUGCUUUAUUUGCAAGCCGAUCACACAUUCUUUCAGAAAAUGGGUUCGGAUGAGGCCAGCAUUGAGGCGAUCACACGACAUGUGCAGCGCGCCAAUUCGAUCUACAAGAAUACGGAUUUCAACAAUGAUGGCAAGCCAGAUAACAUAACAUUCAUGAUCAAACGCAUCAAAGUUCACAAUAUGAAUGCGAUCCGAGAUCCGAGUUAUCGUUUUCCGGGCAAUUACGGUGUGGAGAAGUUCCUGGAACUGUUUUCAGAGGAAGAUUAUGAUGCCUUUUGCCUGGCCUAUAUGUUUACAUAUCGAGAUUUUGAGAUGGGAACUCUGGGUUUAGCUUGGACGGGAGAUCUUAAAAAUGCCGGCGGAGUUUGUGAGAAGAAUGGCCACUAUCGCGGUUCUUUGAAGUCACUGAACACAGGCAUUGUGACACUACUAAAUUAUGGUAAACAUGUUCCUCCAGCUGUGUCGCAUGUGACAUUGGCACAUGAAAUUGGACAUAAUUUUGGAUCACCUCACGAUCCGGAACAGUGUACACCCGGCGGUGAGGAUGGUAAUUUCAUAAUGUUUGCGCGCGCCACGUCUGGUGAUAAGAAGAACAACAACAAAUUCUCACCAUGCUCACUGAAAUCCAUCGAACCCGUACUAAAUGCGAAAGCACGUAGCGCCAAAGGCUGUUUCACCGAACCGCAGGCAUCCAUUUGCGGCAACGGUGUGGUCGAGGGUGACGAACAAUGCGAUUGCGGUUGGGAGGAGGACUGCAAGGAUACAUGUUGUUUCCCGAUGUCACGUCAUCCGCGCAUCGACGAAAAGCCAUGCACAUUGACACCGCGUGCCAUGUGCAGUCCAUCGCAGGGUCCAUGCUGUACGGGUGAUUGUAAAUUGAAAUUCGGUGAUAAGUGUCGCGAUGACAACGGCUGUCGCGAUCCGAGCUUCUGUAACGGUCUCGGCCCUGAAUGUCCGCCAUCGGUGAACAAACCGAACAAGACGAUAUGCAACAAAGAGUUUGUCUGUUAUAUGGGUGAGUGUACGGGUAGUAUUUGUUUGGCCUAUGGCCUCGAGUCAUGCCAGUGCAUACCGGGACCGACUGAUGACAAAAUUAAAUCGUGCGAAUUAUGUUGUAAAUUGCCCGGAGAGGGUAAUGCCUGUCGCAGUUCGUUUGAAUGGAAUGAGCCGCCGUUUGAUGUGCCGGAUAUGUAUGCGAAGCCGGGCACGCCGUGCAACGAUUACAAUGGCUAUUGUGAUGUAUUCCAAAAAUGUCGCGAAGUUGAUCCUUCGGGACCGUUAGCUACGCUACGCAAAUUAUUGUUGUCAGAAGAGAGUAUUGCCACGUUUAAGAAAUGGGUACAGCAUAAUUGGUAUACCGUUGUGUUGGCGGCAUUAGGCGUAUUCGUGUUGCUGAUACUCAGCACGAAGCUACUGGCGAAGCGGUCGAAUCUGAAACUAAAAUCGGUGACCAUCAUACACAGCGCCACCACCGAAACGGUGCGUCUACCCGACGACAACAACGGCGUCAUCGUGCACACGGCCGUCCGUACAAAAGUACCGUUCAAGAAAAAGGUGCGUGGCGAGCGCACCAACAAAGGUAAGAGCGCGCACAGAAGCGGCAGUAGUGGCAAUAUAGGCGCGGGCAAAAGUAAAGGCAGCGGCAGCAAAGCAACGUCCUCCAAGACAGGCGAGUUGGCCGCGAAAACAACUCACGCGCACAACCGUAGUGGAAAGCCAAGCAAUGCUGCAGCGACAACAGCUGUUGGUGCCGUUAACACCGCUAUUGGUGAGGUGGCAGUCAAACCAACGCGCACCAAGAAGAAUCGUGUUGGUAGUGGCGGUGGCGCGACUGCGUUGAAGCCCACGCCGGUUGCAGCAGCGCUAAACACGCCACUAGCGCCUACAGGCAGCGGCGGAAAGUUGGAGAAUGAGGUGAAAGCGAAAAGCAAGCGCUUCAAGAAGCACAACAAAGAGAUCAUCGACUAUUCAUCGCGCAGCGGACAGGAUGCGGCGAGCAUCAGCGGUAAUGCGCACACGAAUACAUUCGGCAAGGUGCAGAAAUGGCUGCUGGAGUCGCCGAUUGUCGUGCAACCGCUUUCGCAUAUCGAACACUCUUCGAAAAUACGCAAAGUGAUGAGCAAAUCGCAGUCCACACCCGAGCGACUGGUACAAAAGUCGCCGCAGAAGUCAAAGUCGGUGACAAAUCUCGUCAAUGACAAGGUGAAACUGCAAGUGGUGUAUAAGCCGCCAUUCAAAUUCGCGCUGCGCCUCUCCAAGAAUGCCAAAGUGAAGACGCAUGUCAUUGGCGGCGCAGCCAACAAAAUGAAGCGUACAACACGCGCGAACGGCGCUGGUGCCAAUGGCGCUGAGAGCAAACGCAAGAGCAGCAAUCAAAAUAGCGAGGGUAGCAAGAAUUCUGGCAGCGGUGGCAAUGAGGAGGUUAAGUGCAAACGCAUUGCGCUGCUACUCCGUAAUAAUAACGAAGACAAUCAAAUAUUAACCUUAAAUGAACCGACCUACGAGACACUCAACCCGAAAACCAUGCCCUCCAAAAUGGAGAAUCCAUUCUAUGAGAAUCUACAGUGCAGCACAACGACGGGCGAAAUGCGCGCCGCCAUGGUCGCCAACAAUGAAGCGGCAGUUGGUAAUAGCGGCGCGGCGACAUCGGCAAACGCAAGUGUGUCCAGUAAAGCGCCCAGCUCUAGUGGGGGUGUACUGCAGAAGCAACGCGCACACAACUACAGUCGCUCCAACUCAUUUUCAGCCAACAAUCCAUUUGCCGCCAAUCCUACCGCGCUUCACUCGCGCAAGCUGAGCGAAAGCAGCAACGCGCAAGCGCCAGCGACGUGCGCCGCCGAUUUGGGCCGCAACUUUGGUAGCACACAAAACCUUGGCCAAAUGGCACAAAAUCAAAAUCACUUAGCCAAAUCAAAGAAGCGCAGCAGCUUGAAUCUGAAGCUGAAUAGCGCCGCCAAGAAUGGCAAGGAUCCAUCCAUUGCGGCGCGGCGCAGCAAUUCAAAUAUGAAUUUACGUAGUAAUAAUGCCGCGUCCACAUAUCAGCCAAGUACCUACUCGAAUGAACCGCAAAACGCCAUUGCCACCGCAACCACCAACACAACCACUUCCACGCACGCCAGCAACACUGCUGCCACUGUAGUGACGCCAGCGCCCACGGAGCGUCAACUGCGACGCAGCUCCAGCAGCACCGCCUACCAACACCAGCCAAAGUCCACGAGCCAAAGCUCGGCUUUCACAGCGGCACUGCCAACUGCGCGCACCAGCUUCAGCAACAUACCACGUGCCAGUCUGAGUGCCGCUGCCAGCAGUGGCGUUAAUGCCGGCACUGUCAACACAAAUGGCGUUCUCGGCAACUUCAGUCGCAUCGCCGAUGUGGAUCAACUAGUCGUCGCCGGUAGUCAAUCCAGUCACAGCAGUCAGGGUAGUCACGCCAGCCACAGUAGCCACCAUGCACCCAUACGCCAUGAACAUCGACGUAGUCGUAGCAGCGCACAUUCCACCGCAGCACCAACACUAGCCAUCACUGCCAAUUCUAAUGCCACCACCGCCCCUACGGAACAGCAACAAAAACGUUCCAAUUCUAUAAGACAGCUGCAACAUAGCUAUCAUCCACCGCCGUUGCCAAAUGUGGCAGCGGUGUCCAGCCACAUCGGUCAGGCGCGCAUUGAAGCGGAGCACGAACUGCCAUCCGACUUGGAGGUAUUGCUGUCCGAUGUGGAGCAUCUAGUUAGUUAAGGGUUAAUAGUUAUAAGCAAUAGAUGUGCGCUUGAGUAUUGUGGGCAACUGGUCGAAAAUGCUUUAAGCAAAGCAAUUAAACGGUAUUUAAUAGUGUUUAACGGUCUAUGGGUGUAUAAAUGUUUGUAGGAAAACUCAGCACAUGCUUUAACGACUGUAAGUUGCUUCCAGUUUGUUUAGUAAUAGAGCUGUUUCCAUUAUUGUUUUCGCUUCUUUUCCCAGUGGUAACAAAAUGUAAUCGAUAUAUUAUUUUCUUUUUAAAAAUAACGUUUUUGAAUUCUUUUUAGCAACGUGCAAAACUUUAAUAUCGUUAUGAUUCUACUUGAUAUGCUAGUAUUAUACAACUUUUUUCAAUAUUUUUUUUUUUGUUUAAAAAAUCGUUUUUCUAAAAUAUUAUCGAUAAUUUGAAAUAUGAAAAAAAAUUAUCGGUAUAAUUUUUCCAUUUUAAUUUUUUUUUUUCAAUUUUUUAAGUCAUCAGUGGGAAAUACGUUUUUCCAAAAUAAAAAGAGUUAAAUGGGUUCAAAAAAAAGUCUGAAUAUACAUAACUUCAAGUAUUUCAAAAAUAAUUUUCAACUAAAAAAUAUUCUUAUCGGCAAACAUAUUUUCAUUAAUAUCUUUUAAUUAUGAUUUUAUUAUUUCUUAUCAUAAUUAUUUAUUUAAAAACAGAAACUAAAAUUAUCGAUAACAUAUUGUAAUAAUUUAUCGAUAUGUUAUAUUGCCGAUAACAUAUUUUAAUAAUUUAUCGAUAUUUUCUUUAUUUACUCUUCAUUGCAAAUCAAAUUUAGACUAAUUUCUAAAGAUUUCCCAUAUUUUGAAAAAUUUACGAAUUUUAGAAAAAAUUGAAAAUAUGAGCCAAGAACUAGACCUAAUUUUUUUCGAAGUUUUGUAUUCUUAGGUACUAUAAUUUUUAUAAAAAAUAGUAUUUUUCUUAUUUUCGAAUAAAAUCGUUCCAUUUUAUACAGUUUAUGACAUUCCAAGGUCGUCAAUACUCGAAAUCUUAAAUUAUUUUCUUUACAAUAUUAAAGUAUUAACUGAAUCUCUUUUAAUAUUUAUUUUACUUCGCUUUUAUACUAAUUUCUCCAAAUACGUUAGGAAAUUUUCUCACUUCCAUUGUAUAAAAAAAAAUAGCUAACGUGACGUCACGCUAGCAAAUUCACAGGGAGAAAACUGGGAGUAAGAAGUCUAAGAGCGAAACCGCUCGGCACAAUCUCCGAAUUUUCUCAAUAAUUUUUUUAUAUCUUUCCUAGAUUUUCUUCCACAGAGCCUUAUCGGUGUUUGGUUAUUAUUUUUGAACGAUUUUAAGCCGUUACUCCAACUAGUUUAAAUUCCAUCUACUAGAAAUCCUGCGUGUUAGAAUUCUACUUUCUAAAUUUUAAUCUACACAACUGUAAAUAUAAUUUAGCAAUUAAGCAAAUGCUUUCCCCACUCCCGACUCAAGCAGACUGACCUGACCGAAGGCAGUAGCCCCGUAUGCACUCUCUUGCUUUUAGCGAUAAACGCAAACGCACUUGUCCGUCGAUAAUGUCUUCAUUAAUUACUAUAUACAUAUAUGUAUUGAGCAUAGUAAAAGCAAGCAAAAUGCAAAAUACGAAUAAAUCAACUUUUAAAUUAAAUAGAAAUAUUUUUGUGAUUGUAAUUUAUAUUUGCACUCCAGUGAAUAUUAUUAAAUGAUUAAGAGCAAAGCAAAGCAAAGAAAAAAAAACAAAAUUACUUGUAAUAAUUAGGUUUAGACAUUCUUUUAUAAGUAAAUAUAUACAUUAAUACUUACUUACAUAAAUAUAUUUAAAAUACUCAAGUACA
Messenger RNA from Zeugodacus cucurbitae (melon fly), 7526 nucleotides. Its product is annotated as disintegrin and metalloproteinase domain-containing protein 10. The coding region runs from base 144 to 5726 and encodes 1860 amino acids. NCBI's taxonomy places the organism in Eukaryota, Metazoa, Arthropoda, Insecta, Diptera, Tephritidae. Gene Ontology annotation, biological process: Notch signaling pathway; membrane protein ectodomain proteolysis. The transcript has 11 exons. Gene Ontology annotation, molecular function: metalloendopeptidase activity. Gene Ontology annotation, cellular component: plasma membrane. The record is from RefSeq and is a predicted model, not a curated record.